Messenger RNA from Somion occarium, 757 nucleotides. The record is from the annotation of a GenBank genome assembly. Lineage: Eukaryota; Fungi; Basidiomycota; Agaricomycetes; Polyporales; Cerrenaceae.
UUCGCAAUCAUUAUCUAGGGGACAGAUGUUUGGAUGUACCCCGAUGAUGAUGAAGGCAUUUAAUAUGCGAUGACCGUCACGGAAAAUCUUGACCAGUCGUAUUGUUGUCCAGAUUCUCUUCGACGUUGAUCUGCUUGAGUUUAUGUGCCAAAGGACCUGGUAUCCUCUGCGGAAGGUGACAUUCCACUGACCAUGCAAUUGCUAUGGCUUCUGUUCUACAUUCGCAGUCCCAUUACUCCCAAACAGCUAAACCACAUCGUCGGAGUGCUGCACUUUAUCGCUGAUCUUUCUACUGUCCACUUCCACUUCUGGAAUCUGCGAAUCCAUCCACCCGGCAAGGAUAACAUGUGUCGAAGUCUCUUUGCGUGUGUAUUGUAUCCGAUUUGGUCGCCUUGUAGGGGUAAAGAUGGAUCCUGGUGCAGAGCGUGACAUGAUGAUGCGGUCCUCACGUAAGAGGUCGAGCUUCAGAAGUCGAAAAACUUUGCAUGCCAUCAGGUUUUGAACAACGAUGGUCGGCACGCUGAACGUUGAUCGUACUAUUGGCGAUAUGCCUGGUGCUAGUAGGACGAAAAUCCCAGCAAUGUUAACGCCAACCGUCGUCCUGGAUAUUGUCAUCAUAUCCGGUCUGCAAGAUGUUCUUCGAAAUUUGACCCAUAUUCUUUGUAUUCCAUAAGGAUCGGAUUCGUUCUUUCCAUGAACUCGCUGGGGCAUAGUACGAUGGAAUGCGUAUGGAUAUGGCAAUGAAAACACAUGUGUC